This is a messenger RNA of Exophiala viscosa, 1422 nucleotides long. Its product is annotated as WD40-repeat-containing domain protein. Gene Ontology annotation, molecular function: protein binding. The transcript has a single exon. The record is from RefSeq and is a predicted model, not a curated record. NCBI's taxonomy places the organism in Eukaryota, Fungi, Ascomycota, Eurotiomycetes, Chaetothyriales, Herpotrichiellaceae. The coding region runs from base 1 to 1422 and encodes 473 amino acids.
AUGUCGACCUCCAAUCCUCCUCAAAACCCUCCCCCGGACGACGUCGAGGAUGAGGACCUCCUCGCAGAAGACGAUGCCGCCGAAGAAAUUGGAGAAGACCCGGACCACCCAAUGGAUGAAGACGAUGAAGACGUCGACAUUGAAGGCGAGGAGAUACAGCUACAAAAUGACUCUGCUGCCCACUUCGACGCACACACCGACAGCAUCUUCUGCAUAGCCCAACACCCAGCACGACCCUCCAUCAUAAUAACCGGCGGCGGAGAUGAUGCAGCGUAUAUCUUCGACGCAUCCACGGCCAACCUUUCCACUCCCGCUCACACACCUGGGUCAGAACGCCAGAGCCUCCCUCCACUCCAAAAGCUCGACGGCCACAAAGACUCCGUCAACGCCGUGACAUUCACCUACCCUCGCGGAGACUACGUUGUAACAGCGGGCCUAGACGGCCAGCUGCGAGCCUGGCAAAGUAAAGACUCAUCAGCUAAGAGCUGGACAUUCAUAGCCGCAGUCUCCGAGGUCGAAGAGAUCAAUUGGGUUGCCGCCUCGCCGAACCCUUCGCACGAGAACGUUGUCGCGCUAGGCGCUAAUGACGGCUCCGUAUGGAUAUACCAGAUCAACGCCACGGACAAGGAAUCGCCCCUGACGAUCGUGCAAGCAUUCUACCUACACACCGCAUCCUGUACGGCCGGCGCAUGGACUCCCGACGGCAACCUAUUGGCCACUGUUUCCGAGGACGGCAGUCUUUACGUGUGGGACGUCUUCUCGACAGGUCAGGCCGUUGUCUCGCAGACAGCCGCGGACCAACGCUUCGAGGUCGAAGGUGGCCUGUACAGCGUGGCAUGCACACCGUCACUGGUCGCGGUGGGUGGCGCAGGCGGAAACAUCAAGGUCGUCGGCCUGCCACAACCAUCAGACCAAACAAAGAAGAACGCCAAGGGCGGCAGAAGUGCAGGUGGUCAAUCUGCCUCCACAUCUGCAUCAGCAGGCCAGAUCCUUGCGUCAUUGCAGGCGCAGAGCGAUGGUGUCGAGACCCUGUCCUUCUCCUCCCCUCCUCUCAGUCUCCUGGCUGCCGGCAGCGUUGACGGCUCAAUAGCGCUGUUCGAUACGGCCCACCGCUUUGCUGUCCGACGGCAUAUAAAGGAGGCCCAUGAAGAGUACGCGGUGGUGAAGGUCGAUUUUGUACGCAACCGCGAGCGCGGCGGAUGGAUCUUGACGACUGCUGGCAUGGACGGCGUGGUAAGACGAUGGGAUGCCCGUGGUGGAACGACGGCUGCGGGACAAGGCUUCAUACAAGAGUGGAGAGGACACCGAGGUGAAGGAGAAGGCGGAGGUGUGUUAGGCUUUGUGCAAGGCGGUGGUGAUAAUAGGAUAGUUACAGCUGGUGAUGACGGUGUUGCCCUCGUCUUCAAGGCAGACAUUGCAUGA